UUGACCGCGCCACCACCCCAAAUCCGAACAUCUCUCCCCUAUUUAAAAAGCCCCUUUUUUCCCCCAAACCAUAUCCAUUUUCCACCAAGCUUUCUCUCACUAAAAUUAUAAAUCAAAAAUUCCGCCGCCUGUUUCUAGAGAGAGAGAGAGAAUCGAAAAUGGCGAUGAAGGAGAAGGCGGAGGCCAGCGCCAAGGCGAAUUCGAAGGAGGUGCACUACCGCGGGGUGCGCAAGCGCCCCUGGGGCCGCUACGCCGCCGAGAUCCGCGACCCGGGGAAGAAAUCGCGCGUCUGGCUCGGCACCUUCGACACCGCCGAGGAGGCCGCGCGCGCCUACGACGCCGCCGCCCGCGACUUCCGCGGCGCGAAGGCGAAGACGAAUUUCCCCUCCUCCGCCGCGGCCGUGCGCAGCCCCAGCCAGAGCAGCACCGUCGAGUCCUCCAGCGCCGAUCUGGCCGCGCGCGCUCCGAUCGUCGAGCUCGAUCUCACGCGCCGCCUCGGCGCGGCGCCGGAUCGGAGCGUGACCGUCGCGGAUCCGGCUCCGAUCGGAGGAUUCCGGUUUUUCCGGCGGAUGGCGGUGCUUCCGAACGGGCAGCCGGUGAUCCUCUUCGAUCCGGCGAUGGCGGCGGCGGCGUACCGGAUGAGCGCGGCGGGGUACGGCGGAGGAGGAGGCGGAGUGAAGAGGAGCGAUUCCGACACCUCGUCGGUGGUGGAUGAGAACAAUUUUGACGGAGGGGAGGGGAAGAGGGGGCUGGAUCUGGAUCUGAACAUGCCGCCGCCGGUGGAGGUGUGAGUUCCGGCGAGGAAGGUUCUAGAAAAAUUAGAUCGGAGCUGAGGGAGGAAAUUGAAAUUGACGUCUGAUUUUAAAUUUUUGUAUAUAUAUUUAAAAUUAAAAAAAUGGAGCCCUUGUUUUUUGCAGCUGAGAGAGUGUGAUUUCUCUGGUUGUUUCCACCGCCGGCGGCGGAUGUUAGGGUUUUGGUGGAUUAAUUAAUUAAUUAAUUCCGGUUUUUGUAAUUUUGAAAAGAAAAAAAAAUGAUGAUGAUGAAAUUCGUGUUAGCUCAUUCAAUUUUGAA
Molecule: messenger RNA, 1071 nt
Organism: Salvia hispanica
Lineage: Eukaryota; Viridiplantae; Streptophyta; Magnoliopsida; Lamiales; Lamiaceae
Product: ethylene-responsive transcription factor 4-like
Biological process (GO): regulation of DNA-templated transcription
Molecular function (GO): DNA-binding transcription factor activity; DNA binding
Source: RefSeq, a predicted model, not a curated record